Messenger RNA from Ixodes scapularis (black-legged tick), 1021 nucleotides. RefSeq lists its product as uncharacterized. Lineage: Eukaryota; Metazoa; Arthropoda; Arachnida; Ixodida; Ixodidae. Bases 90 to 965 code for a protein of 291 amino acids. The record is from RefSeq and is a predicted model, not a curated record. The transcript has a single exon.
UAGAACGUUGUUUUGGAACGUCCGUCUCCUGCCUGUUUCUUUCACCACAUUUGGUGACCCGGACGUGAUCGCCAACUAGAACGGGUGAAAUGCAGCAAGGAGAGCCUUCGGACCCGCCGCCAGCCACUGUUGCAGCAGCCGCAGUCCGCCUUCCACCAUACUGGGACCGCAAUCCGAGAGUUUGGUUCCUGCAAGCGGAAUCACAAUUCCACCUCGCUGGGGUCACCACACAAGGUCGGAAGUACCACCACGUCGUCUCGGCUCUUUCACCAGCUGCCGCCGACGAAGUCUACGACGUUCUGGCAAAUCCCUCUCCAGCAACACCGUAUGACCAACUGAAGAAUGCUCUGCUCCAGCGCACCGAGAUUUCGGAACGCUCCCGCGUGCAGCAGCUUCUCUCGGCGGAAGAGCUCGGGGAUCGGCGGCCAAGCCAGUUGCUGCGACGCAUGACUCAGCUUCUUGGAGAGCGCUCUAACAAUCUGGACGACGUAUUCCUCCGCGAGCUGUUCUUGCAAAGGCUACCUUCCAAUGUUCAGAUGGUUUUGGCAACAGCAACAACGUUGGACCUCACCGGACUUGCCGCGUUGGCCGACGCCGUGAUGGAGGUGACCACUCCAUCGGUCGCCAGUGUUAUCGUGGCUCCACAGCAACCAACAGCCCAAGACUCUGGAACGGCCGCCAACAGCCAGCCUCCCCAGGCCAACAUCGAGCAGCUUUGCCAACGCUUAGAGGAGAUCGUCGUCGCAGCUACACGAGGCCGCACCCCCCACCCUCGUGAGUCACAUCGCAGACGUUCGACGUCUCGUCGGGCACGCGGCGAAUCGACAUCUCGUCGGACACGCGGCGAAAACACGCGAUCACCGAGCCCUGCCGGGGUCUGCUACUACCACCGCCGCUUCGGUGCCAACGCCCGGCAUUGCCUUCGCCCCUGCUCAUGGCAGGGAAACAGGCCGGCCGACCUCUAGAGGCGACGAGUGGUCAGGGCCCCGACGAAAGUCGCCUUUUCUACGUGUGUGACCGA